Erpetoichthys calabaricus (reedfish) is the source of this 1371-nucleotide messenger RNA. Its product is annotated as zinc finger protein OZF-like. The transcript has a single exon. The record is from RefSeq and is a predicted model, not a curated record. NCBI's taxonomy places the organism in Eukaryota, Metazoa, Chordata, Cladistia, Polypteriformes, Polypteridae. Gene Ontology annotation, molecular function: DNA-binding transcription factor activity, RNA polymerase II-specific; RNA polymerase II cis-regulatory region sequence-specific DNA binding. Gene Ontology annotation, biological process: regulation of transcription by RNA polymerase II. The annotation marks the transcript as partial.
UCUUUUAAACUUUAUACAGGAAUCAAACUUCACUGCUGUUCUGAAUGUGGUAAACGGUUUUCAAAGAGAAGCCAUCUUCAGACCCACCAAAGAAUCCACACAGGAGAGAAGCCAUAUGACUGUUCUGAAUGUGGUAAACAGUUUUCACAUAGAAGCAGUCUUCAGAGUCACCAAAGAAUUCACACAGGAGAGAAGCCGUAUUUCUGCUCUGAAUGUGGUAAAAAGUUUACACAGAGAAGGAAUCUUCAUAUCCACCAAAGAAUCCACACAGGGGAGAAGCCGUAUUGCUGCUCUGAAUGUGGGAGAAAGUUUUCACGGAACAGCCAUCUUAAGAGCCACCAAAGAAUCCACACAGGAGAGAAGCCAUAUGACUGUUCUGAAUGUGGCAAACAGUUUUCAGAAAGAAGCAUUCUUCAGAGCCACCAAAUAAUUCACACAGGAGAGAAGCCAUAUUGCUGCUCUGAAUGUGGCAAAAAGUUUUCACGGAAAAGCCAUCUUCAGAUCCACCAAAUAAUUCACACAGGGGAGAAGCCAUAUGACUGUUCUGAAUGUGGUAAACAGUUUUCACAUAGAAGCAGUCUUCAGAGCCACCAAAGAAUUCACACAGGAGAGAAGCUGUAUGACUGUUCUGAAUGUGGUAAAAAAUUUUCACGGAGAAGGAAUCUUCAUAUCCACCAAAUAAUCCACACAGGGGAGAAGCCGUAUGCCUGUUCUGAAUGUGGUAAACAGUUUUCAGAAAGAAGCAGUUUUCAGCACCACACAAUAAUUCACACAGGGGAGAAGCCAUAUUGCUGCUCUGAAUGUGGAAAACAGUUCUCUUACAGACAUAAUUUUCAGAUACACAUUAAAACUCACUCGGGAGAGAAGCCGCAUUGCUGCUCUGAUUGUGGCAAAAAGUUUUCACAGAGCAGCCAUCUUAAGAGCCACCAAAGAAUUCACUCAGAAGAGAAGCCAUAUGACUGUUCUGAAUGUGGUAAAAAAUUUUCAUGGAGACACAGUCUUCAUAUCCACCAAAGAAUUCACACAGGAGAGAAGCCAUAUUGCUGUUCUGAAUGUGGUAAAAAGUUUUCACAGAGAAGCAGUCUUCAGAACCACCAAAGAAUUCACACUGGAGAGAAGCCAUAUUUCUGUUGUGAAUGUGGUAAAAAGUUUUCACAGAGAAGCAUUCUUCAGAAACAUCAAAGAAUUCACACAAGAGAGAAAAAAAUGACAGAAACUCCCCCACCUUGUCCACAGAUGAACACAGUACAAUGCCAAGCAGCAGAAGAAAGAAUUCAAAAAGUUUGAUGAAAACAAAAAAGAUGUAAUUGGGGAAAGUACAAGUAAAGUGGUAAAUACACAGCCCCCCUCCAACAGCCUCAUGUGGAAACA